GUUGAACUGAAUUUUGCAGCUGCAUCUUCCAAUGUACCAUGGGAUGCAUCAAAUCCAAGGAUGCCUUUCCGGGUUCAAACGCCAUCCUGGUUGAAGGGCGCAGGGAAGGUAACGAGGGAUGCACUGGGGAGAAAUCAUCGCUGAUAGCAGUGAUGGUGGACGAGAAGGGGCCAUCGAGCACCAUAGUGCUGGACUAUGCGCACCGCCUCUCCCACGAGAUUCUCGAUCAGGCGGUGAAGCAGUGGGCAGUGAGGGAGAGCAAAUACAGCGACAUUCCCUUCAUCGAGAGCGACGUGCCCUGAGCCUUCGCGCACAGUGCUGUGCUGUCUGCUGAGCAGUUCCAUCCGGUACGAGUGCAAAUGAAGUAAAAUCAGCCCUGACUUGAGCAUAGUGCCACUAGCUGAAGGCGUUUGCAAGGAAAGGCUGGAAAAAAAUGCCUUUUAAUCUAUAUUGCUAAGAAAUUACUUGGAUUACACUAAAAUCUGUUAAUCGAGUGUUGUUUGUUAUCAGCCGUAAAUUGAGUGUAGUCUGUCUUCAUGUUGAGUGUGAUCUGAAAUAAGUCUUAAAAAAAAGAGGAGGAAAAUAAUGCAGCUGCCUUGCAACUGAACAAGCACUGCCACCGAGGCCCCAGAGAUGCUUAAGAACAAAGCCCGGGUUAUUUUUAUGUACUGCACAAAAAACCGCACGGCCUGUUGGUAGGUGAAAGUAAGGACUGUAUGCUUGGCAAAUCUGUCUGUGUUCUGCUGAAGUGAAACCAGGUUCUUCUAUGUAGCAAAGGUAACUGCUGUCCUAAGUUUUACUUUUGAUUCUUUGACCAGAAUAAGCCUGUAAGCCACAAAAUAACGAAGGUGACAAGAAGCAUUUUAUGAAACCAAAUAGUAUUCAGGGAACCAUAUGGAUUAUGAUACUUCUCAACUUCCAUUCUGAAUAGAACCAGUGAGAAACAUUACAAUAUUGAUAAACAGUGCAUUAUAAUUAAGGUAACAGAUGCUCUGGCUUCUGUACAUGCAUGAAGUCUAUUCUCUAGAAUCCCGCAGCAAGACAGUUUCACAUCUGAUCACUGUGUUCAAACCAAAGCUGUUUACUUUUUUUGUUGUUGUUGUUGUUACAAUGCUGGGGUUUUGUUUUGCUUUGUUUGUUUGUAUUGUUUGUUGUGUUUUGUUUUGUUUUGUUGUGGGUUUUUGGUGUAGCGAUGUUUUAGGAGCAUUCAUUUCAUGGGAUGAUGGUGGCAUUGCACUGAAAUUUCACUCCAGUGUGACGCCCUGGGGACAGGAUGAGUUCCUUCAGCUCCUGCAGCCUCAUCACGUGCCCAGUGAUAAAACCAUUCGAUGAUGCAAAUACAAACUACAGGAACCUCGAGCCUGAGCAGAGCACUGAGCUAGUGAAUAAGCCUUAGGCCCAACGCUAAAGGGCUACCACAUUCUUGAGCGAUUUUAUGGAGCUUGAGUCCUCACGCUGCGCCCUGCUUCUCCAGGACUUGAAGCCUGACCUACUGCACUCCUAACUGGGGUUUCGUGUACUGAGGAGGAGGUAAAUUAGUCAUUUAAACCUCCAGUGUUGCUGACAUUUUAUACAAAGCACAUGCCUCGUAAGAAGCUUGCUUUUUUUUAGCACCUGUUUGCUCCUUUUUCUGUUACAGCCAAUUUCACAGACGUCGAUUUUUCCUAGAUCAAAGUGCUUUCCAUUUUAUGUUGUCAUUUUAUAAGAAAAAAAUGCUUUCCAUACUGGCAAAAACUGUUACUAUUUUUAAAAGGUACACAUAGUUCUAGUAACUGGUACAAAGUAUGAUUUUCAGGCAAUGGUAAGCGAGCAGAAAGAGGUCUGUUUCAAUGGUUAUUUUUAGCUUAUUCUCACACAUGACCUGAGAGGGAAUGCGGCUCUUUUCCAAACUUUGUGACACAAACUUAAUUACUUGAAAUUCAUUUAGUGAGGAAGUGGUUGUAGCAGGAGUAAGUGGCAAAAAAUACUUUGUAACACAGCACAAGACUGCCAUUAAUUCACACUGACCAGACUAGACCCUGCUCGUGAUGCUGUUCUCAGGCUUUUGCUGAAAAAGGGAAAGAAUCUGCUUAUGUUGUGAAGUCGUCUUCUUUGAAGUCGUAUGUGAAGUGGCCGAGGGCAGUAUGGCUCAUUGAAAUUCUCCUGCUAGCAGCGGUGUUCCUUUAAGCUCUAAAGCAUGUAAAAUGUUGAAUUGUAACUUAUGUUUGCCAUAUCUAAAAAAGCUCCAAGCUAGAUGCAAGAGCAAAUUAAAAAGCAAAAACAAAACAGAGAUUCGAUCAGUAUGUGUUAAUUUGAUGCCGCUUAAACAGAGUAUUAAUGUUCUUAUCUAGCUAAAAGAAAGCUUUAUUACAAAGAAGCUAACCUUUCUGCAACAUUAGUGUUAACUCAAGAGCUAAUGCUGCUGAAGUCAGUAAUUAAAGAAAAAAUAAAAGGCCCCAACUCCCUAGAGGCUGCUUGGCAGCUAGGUGGAUAUAGAUGAGCAUCAGGAAAAUUUACUCACCUAAAUGCACUCACAAGAUUUAGGCACGAUCUGCCUUGCCCUGUGCACAGGUGCCCCAGUGGCUGCCACGGGGAGCUGGAUGCUGCAGCGCCCGGAGCCCUUGCUUUGGGGGUAGCCGUAGCAGGCAGCACUUCUCUGCAGCUCCUCUGCUGCAAGGCUGCGGCUGCAGGGCCCAACAGCAGGCAGAAACAGAAGGUGAAGUAGCCCACAGGUAAGCUGGAGCAUCCAUGCUGAUAAAUACUCAACGUGUCCCCAGAGGAGGAGUUACCUUCUUUGUGUCCUGAAGCACGUGUGACCGUGAGCUUCCACAAAGCUCCUCUUCCCUCACGGGUGCUUGGAGACUGCAGCAGCUCCAGCAGGGCCCGGAGUGCCCCAGUCCUGCUGGCUGGUGCUCACAGCACCUGGAGAACAAAGCAGCUUACAGGAAACAGGGGGGCAGCUUCUCACCAGGAAAAGAAAUCUGCAUGAAACUGUCCUUAGUAAAUAAUGCCAUUAGCCCCAGCAAAAAUAAAUAACUAGAUCCGUUCAAUGCUACAGCUGGGAGAGCCUGAAGGAGAUUUAUUCCUGGAAAUCUGUGGUAUACUUAGAAGAUGCAAUAGUGAUACACAGUAAUAAUGAAAAUAAAGGUUUCUAUACCCAAAUAAAAUUCCAUCUAUCUACUUAUCAUUAGAUUACUCUCUGGUCUUGUAAAGCCACUUUCUGUGCUAAGUUGCCACCGAUUCUUCGAUUUGAUUUUGUGUAUUAAAGGCAUUCCAGUAUGGGACUGGCAUACUUGGAAAAAACCACGUACUUCUAUUUAGGAGUUAAAAUACAUUUGCUUUCUGUUUUCUCCAUGGAGCACAAGCAUAGUCUGCGUGGGUACUACGUGACUGACUCGGUAUCCUAAUAAUGGUUUAAAACGCGUUAACUGCAGCACAACUUUGUAAAAUUGACAUUUCUGUAGUACAGCACUCCCAAAUAAAACAUACUGCACUAUAUUUUUACAAUAUCUUUUGUGGAAAAUAUUUUCUUGUGGACCAAAUAAAAUUAAAGUGACCAUUC
Messenger RNA from Anas platyrhynchos (mallard), 3541 nucleotides. The record is from RefSeq and is a predicted model, not a curated record. NCBI's taxonomy places the organism in Eukaryota, Metazoa, Chordata, Aves, Anseriformes, Anatidae.